CGUUGCCGCAGCGACUCUCCUCGUCCAGCCUGCACGCACACGCGCCGCCAUGGGGGUCGACGCAAUGGUGGUUGGCAGCGGCGAGUGCCACGGCGCCGGAAACGCCGGCCCGGAGGUGGACGAGGUCGGCGCGGACGCAGGCGGCGAAGAAGAAGUGAUAGGACAUCGGUUGCCUCUCAAGAAUGGCGGACUCAUUGAGCGUCUGCCUCGUCCCGUUGGCCUGGCGGGCGACUGCCGGGGCAUGGACAGCGUUGAGGUGAGCAGCGUGUCCUACCUGUCGGUCCCGGACACGCCCUCCUCGCGCCGCCCGUCCACCGCUGACCUCGUUAUAGAGAAGUUACAGGUGGAGCGAGUGGACGGCGGAGGCCUCAGCAUCCAAGGGGUGGCACUGGCAUCCAACUGUCACGUGACCCUCUGUGUCUUCGGCAUUUUCUUCCUCUUGGCGGGCAUCAUCCUCUCGUAUGUCAGUUACAGCAUCAAUAUGAAGAAUGACGACCCGAAGCCCCUCGAGACGGAGACGAGCAAAAAGAACCAGAACGACCACGAGUCCAGCGUCGUCCAAAUGCGCAUCAUCGGCCCGUCGUUCCUCGCCCUCGGGUUGCUCAUGCUGAUCCUCGGCUGCUCCUUCUACGGCCUCGCCAGGAAGAUCAACCGGGACGAGAAGGAGCGGCGGCGGAAGAUCUCGGAGCAGCAGGUGAGCCAACUCGAGAACAGCUUUAGCCACGCCCACUCCACCUCCUCGCCACUGCACACUGCCACCGCGCCCGCCGUGCAUCAGCAAUACCCGAUACUGGCCGUCCGGAGAACCUCCUGGUGGAUGGAUCCCACGCCCAUCGAGAACCCCGCCCCUGACGCUGACCAGACGCCCGAGCGCCGAGACUCGACGGGUCACUCCCCCUCGCCCAACGGCUCCCUGCCCAGUCUGAUGAGUCCCGUGCCCCCGGAGAUGAAGUCCCCCCCCGCUGACAUCCAAGGAGACAUCGCCUGCUUUCCUCCUGCGGCCAACCCGGCGCCCCCCACCCGGCCGUCUUCUGCCAUGACACGCCGACAACAGAGUGCCGCGGAGAGGACCCACAGCGGCGUCCAUGACACCUCACGCCCAACCUCGGUCAUGCCUCCUUCAAGUGCGGGUCAAGGGCGCCACAACGUCGAGUUCAUGCCGUCUGACUUCGUUUAUUAUCAGAAUAGCGGCCAUAUGGUGCCUUUUAUACAGGUGACGGCUCCUCCCCCCAGCGGCCCCGUCCUCCCCCGCCUCUCCCGCCACGCUGCCACCCGCAUGGACAGCAGACCAACGACAGCUGACUCUAGAUGAGGAGGCAACACCCAAGAGGAGUGGCUGGAGGAAUAACUUACAAAAAGGAGAGAGAUAGAAAGGGGUUUAAAGAGAGAGAGAGAGAGAGAGAGAGAGAGAGAGAGAGAGAGAGAGAGAGAGAGAGAGAGAGAGAGAGAGAGAGAGAGAGAGAGAGAGAGAGAGUCAGUGUCAGUAGGUGCAGGAGUGAGCAAAUGUAUGAGCAAGAGAGAGAGAGAGAGAGAGAGAGAGAGAGAGAGAGAGAGAGAGAGAGAGAGAGAGAGAGAGAGAGAGAGAGAGAGAGAGAGAGAGAGAGAGAGAAACUAAAAAAUAUAGGUAUCUUAGAAGCUAGCUUCUAGAACACACCUCUCAACCUGAGUCAGUCUUACCACUAUGUGUAUUUGCCUCAUGUCAGCACCAGUGACACAGAGUGCGUGGUGCAAGUAGGAAAAUGUACAGUAAUCAAAAUGAUUUCAAGAAUCACAAUCACUCACCCACACAUGAAAAGGUGUUUCAAAAGGCAACCUAUGAAGAAGCCGAAACAAGCAGCGAAAUAGGAAAAGGACUACCAUCUCUGUUCAUGUCAGUUCACAACUUUACUUGCAGAUAGGUACUGUACUGUGCUUUGUUGCAAUCAUAUAUGUGUAUACAUACAUGUAUAUAAAUACCUAUAUAUACGUACACACACACACACACACACACUCACACUCACACUCACACUCACACUCACACUCACACCCACACUCACA
Penaeus chinensis is the source of this 2037-nucleotide messenger RNA. RefSeq lists its product as uncharacterized. The transcript is spliced from 11 exons. Bases 50 to 1312 code for a protein of 420 amino acids. The record is from RefSeq and is a predicted model, not a curated record. NCBI's taxonomy places the organism in Eukaryota, Metazoa, Arthropoda, Malacostraca, Decapoda, Penaeidae.